Molecule: messenger RNA, 2517 nt
Organism: Solea solea (common sole)
Lineage: Eukaryota; Metazoa; Chordata; Actinopteri; Pleuronectiformes; Soleidae
Product: zinc finger protein 37-like
Exons: 3
Coding region: 442-1932 (496 amino acids)
Biological process (GO): negative regulation of transcription by RNA polymerase II
Cellular component (GO): nucleoplasm
Molecular function (GO): RNA polymerase II cis-regulatory region sequence-specific DNA binding; DNA-binding transcription repressor activity, RNA polymerase II-specific
Source: RefSeq, a predicted model, not a curated record
GAUCUUAAUAAACACUAACAAGUGAAUGUGACUCAUCUGGGACUUAUUCCACAUUCUUUGUCCAGAUAACAAAAGAGCAAAGUGUGCGUUUGUUUGUGUAACGAAUAAAAACAGAUAACAUGAACAAAGAACAGUGCAUAUUGUGGAAGUGCUAGUGUUUGCAUUCGUGCCAAGUUUAUGGAUUAAAACCAAGUUCACACUCCGGGUCUCUGUGUAACACAUUAUGUUAGUCUGACUAAAACCUGACUAAUGUUAGUGUGACUGACUCAGAAUGGCACUCGAAAAUUUAACACGUAGCUGCAAAAUAAAACUGUUACAAAACCUCAUAAGUAACAAGCUAAAAGAGGCCUGACACCUUAGACAAGGACAGUAGUCCUGGAACAUAUGGUCUGUUUUUCAGCAGGACCAGCCACAGAUCGAUGAGUGUACUUGGGAAAACACAUGUGGUCACAAAACAACACUGAAUUGACUGGAAAGCUUCCACAGCAGAAUGUCUCUCAGGAAGAGGAGGAGGAGGAGGUUCUCACUGAGCAGCAGCUCUGUAACCAGGAGAGGAACUCCAGUCUGGACCAAGAGGAACCAGAGUCGUCUCCACAGGUUGAAGAGGAAGAGGAGGAAAUCUGCACCAAUCAGGAGCAGCUUGAACUGAAGCAGGAGGCUGAUACCAUAAUGUUGACUCCUGAUAUUGAAGACCACAUGAAACCAGAACCAGACACUGACCACCAGCUCCUCUCUGCUGUAACUGAGAGUCAAGACCAGACAGGAAUUAAGCAUGUAGAAAUUACCAUCGUUGAGUCCAAAGAAGAGGUGGAGCGUCAACGCAGUCUGAUGAAAAUUCUUUGGAAACCUGAAGUAAAGCAGAUAGAGCUUCCACAGCAGAAUGUCUGUAAGGAGGAGGAGGUUCUCACUGAGCGGCAGCUCUGUAACCAGGAGAGGAACUCCAGUCUGGACCAAGAGGAACCAGAGUCUUUACAGAUUAAAGAGGAAGAGGAGGAAAUCUGCACCAGUCAGGAGCAGCAGCUUGAACUGAAGCAGGAGGCUGAUACUUGGAUGUCGACUUCUGAGAGUGAAGAAAGUGAUUCCAUGGAAUCAGACAGUGACUACGAGCUCCUCUCUUCUGUAUCUGAGAGUGAAGAUCGGACAGCCGACAUGAGAAAAGCAGGUAAAGGUACAGGUAAAAAGCCCUAUAUUUGCAACAUUUGUAAGAAAUCCUUUGCACGUAAAAGUACCUUGAUCGUCCACAAAAAAACUCACACAGGUGAGAAGCCCCAUAUGUGCGACAUUUGUAAGAAAUGUUUUGCACGUAAAAAUACUUUGAUGUACCACAUCAAAACUCACACAGGUGAGAAGCCAUGUUCUUGUGAAACAUGUGGAAAGUCUUUUAGACAAACUUCGCAUUUGAUACAUCACCAAAGAAUUCACACGCAUGAGAAGCCAUAUAUUUGUAACAUUUGUAAGAAAUGUUUUGCGCUAAAACGUACCUUGGUGGAUCACAUGAGAACUCAUACUGGUCAGAAGCCCCAUGUUUGCAACAUUUGUAAGAAAUCUUUUGCACGUAGAAGUGUCUUGACGCAACACAUGAAAACACACACAGGGGAAAGGCCCCAUAUGUGUGACAUUUGUAAGAAAUCUUUUGCGCGUAAAGAUUGCUUGAUAGUCCACCAAAGAAUUCACGCCGAUGAGAAGACAUUUUCUUGUGAAACAUGUGGAAAUAGUUUUCCAGACUUGUCACAAUUGAUAUACCACAGAAGUACUCACACAGGUGAAGAGCCCCAUGUUUGCAAAGUUUGUAAGAAAUGCUUUGCGCGUAAAGAAGGCUUGAUGGGGCACAUGAGGACACACACGGGUGAAAAACCCCAUAUUUGCGACAUCUGUGAGAGAAGCUUUGCACGUAAAGAUAGCUUGACUGUCCACAUGAGGACUCACAGGUGAGAAGCCAUAUGCCACUGCAGUAUCCAUUGAAAAUCAUUUGGUGACAUCGCACAUUUUAAGGAGAAUUUACGUACCCAUUUUAAGAUUUGUGAAAAGGUUUACUCGUGACCCUUCAUGUGAACAGACUCCAAUGGUUAUCAGUUAGGGACACAUCAUGUACAAGCAGAGUAGUGUCUUUUGUUUCCAUUAUAUGUGGGAGAGCUUUUAUUUGUGGAGAUUUAUGAACAAACCACACAGGAACUGCUGAGUGAAGAGAGAAUCAACUUCAGCCUUUUAAGAAAAGGUGGUUUUAGAGAAUUAUUAAAUGCAGAAGAAACCAUUGAGGCUUAACUUCACACUGAGAAGACGUGUUCACAGUAUCCGUUUUAUUAAGCGAUUAGAUUUGAUUAAACGCCCUUUUUUUUGUUUUAUCAUUUUUAUGAUUGCUCUUUUCGUUAUAUUUCUUUUAAACUUUUAUUGUAGUAUUUAGUGUCCUGGAAAAUAAAGGCAUUGAUUUUUUUCCAACUGUAUGUUUUUGAUUGUUUUUAUACACACCAUCUGUUAGAGUUUGUUGAUGCAAAGAAAUAAAAUGUUCUUUUAAUUAUU